This is a messenger RNA of Lymnaea stagnalis (great pond snail), 345 nucleotides long. The record is from the annotation of a GenBank genome assembly. Lineage: Eukaryota; Metazoa; Mollusca; Gastropoda; Lymnaeidae.
GGAUCUCCAAGCUCCACCAUAAGCAACUCCUCACGUGGACAGAGCCGCUUACCUCCAUUCUCUACAACUCUGGCCCGAUCAUACUCAAACCCGUCUGACCCAGAGCAAGGGAGCCCACUCUCAAUGGCUACUGGGCGCAAAGAUGCUUCCCCGAUUCCUGGCCUAGACUCUCUUGCCAACAAGUUCCACAGCAGUCCAAGAUUUCUACCUCCUAACCGCAGAGCUAACUCCAUGAAUUCCAUGAACCCUAUGGGAUCAAUGAGACAUGGAGGUCCCAGCUCAGAGCACGUUCGAUCUAUUGCAGAUUCAACUAGUAACCUCUCUGAGUUUUUCUCUACUCUCCAA